This is a messenger RNA of Striga hermonthica, 1263 nucleotides long. The record is from the annotation of a GenBank genome assembly. Lineage: Eukaryota; Viridiplantae; Streptophyta; Magnoliopsida; Lamiales; Orobanchaceae.
AUGGCGCUGAAGUCAUUCGUUGAAGUCCAACCGGACUCGCACUUCCCGAUCCAGAACCUUCCGUACGGCAUGUUCAGGCCUGAACCGGGUUCGGAGCCCAGACCAGGCGUUGCUAUCGGAGACUAUGUGCUGGACCUGUCCGUCGUUGCCUCCGCCGGUCUCUUCGACGGUCCGUGCCUCAAAAACUCCGACUGCUUCAAGCAGCCUAAUCUCAACAAGUUCUUGGGGCUGGGGAGGCCAGCAUGGAAGGAAGCUCGUACGACAUUGCAAAAAUUGUUAUCAGCUGCAGAACCAGUAUUGCGUGACAAUGCAAGUUUAAUGGAGAAAGCACUUGUGCCUAUGGACAAGGUUCAAAUGCUUCUUCCCAUUGCAAUUGGGGACUACACAGACUUCUUUGCAUCAAAACAUCAUGCAAAAAACUGUGGACUUAUCUUCCGAGGCCCGGAAAACCCAAUUAACCCAAAUUGGUUUCACAUUCCUAUAGCUUACCAUGGACGUGCAUCAUCUAUUGUCAUAUCUGGCACUGACAUAAUAAGGCCAAGAGGGCAAGGCCACCCAGCUGCCAACUCGCUGCCCUAUUUUGGACCUUCUCGUAAGCUGGACUUUGAACUGGAAAUGGCUGCGGUUGUUGGUCCUGGAAAUGAAUUGGGAAAGUCUGUGGAUGUUGACGAGGCUGCGGAUCACAUCUUUGGACUCGUGUUAAUGAACGACUGGAGUGCAAGAGAUAUCCAGGCGUGGGAGUAUGUGCCUCUUGGCCCUUUUCUGGGGAAAAGUUUUGGCACAACUAUAUCCCCAUGGAUCGUGACCUUAGAUGCCCUAGAACCAUUUGCCUCGGACGCUCCAGAACAGAGUCCUUCUCCCUUGCCAUAUCUUGCAGAGAAGGAAUCCAAAAACUAUGACAUCUCCUUGCAGGUGUCCAUUGUACCAGCUGGACAUAAAGAUGCUUUCACUGUGACAAGAAGCAACUUCAAACACUUAUAUUGGACGAUAACCCAGCAACUUGCCCAUCACACCAUCAAUGGCUGCAACCUAAGGCCCGGUGACCUCCUCGGGACUGGAACUAUAAGUGGCCCUGAGCCGGAGUCAUAUGGGUGCUUGCUAGAAUUGACCUGGAAUGGGCAAAAGCCUUUAUCUUUAGGUGGAACGAGCCGCACAUUUCUGGAAGAUGGCGACGAAGUCAUUUUCACUGGCUGCUGCAAGGGUGAUGGUUACACCGUUGGUUUUGGCAAGUGUUCUGGGAAGAUUAUUCCGUCUCAACCUUGA